AUGGCAACCAAGUUUUACCAGCACCCCCUGACCUUGGCAUUUGCUGUAGACGAGAUCAACAGGAAUCCAAAGAUUUUACCCAACGUCACUCUCGGGUUCCACAUCUAUGAUACCUACAAUGAUGAUAAGAUGACCUACCGUACUACUCUGGAUAUGCUCUAUAAAUUGCACAGAUAUUUUCCAAAUUAUGAAUGUGACACCUCAAAAAAACUAAUGGCUGUCAUAGGAGGACUUGGUUCCGAUUCAUCCUUCCACAUGGCAGACAUUCUAAGUCUCUAUAAGAUUCCACAGGUGGUGCCUUUUUCACUAUGCAAUGAGUAUUGCCAACCUGGUUUCCGGAAGCAAAAGAAGGAAGGGAAGGCAUUUUGCUGCUAUGAUUGUGCGGCAUGUCCAGAAGGGAAGAUUUCAGACCAGAAGGAUAUGAAGGACUGUAACAAAUGUCCAGAAGAUCAAUACCCAAGCAAGGACCAAGAUCGAUGUAUUCCCAAGACAAUCAGCUUUCUGUCUUAUGAAGAACCCUUAGGGAUCAGUUUAGCUUCAGCUGCAGUUUCUUUUUCCCUAAUCACUGUGUUGGUGCUGGGAAUUUUUAUUAAGCAAAGAGAUACCCCCAUUGUCAAAGCCAACAACCGCGAUAUUACCUAUGCUCUCCUUGUUUGUCUCCUGCUCUGCUUUGUUUCUUCUUUGCUCUUCGUUGGACAACCUACAAAGGUGACCUGCUUCAUCCGACAGUCUGCUUUUGGCAUUAUUUUCUCAGCGGCUGUUUCUUGUGUUUUGGCCAAAACUGUCACUGUGGUUGUAGCUUUCAUGGCUACCAAACCAGGGUCCAGCAUGAGGAAAUGGGUGGGGAAAAGAAUGACCAACUCCAUCCUCCUCCUUUGUUCCCUUGUUCAAGCAGUCAUUUGUUUAUUAUGGCUAGGAACCUCUCCCCCUUACCCAGAUUUAGACAUGCAAUCACUGAAUACAGAGAUUGUAGCAGAAUGCAAUGAAGGGUCUGUCAUCAUGUUCUAUGUUGUCCUGGGCUACUUGGGACUUCUGUCUCUCAUCAGCUUGACUGUGGCUUUCCUAGCUAGGAAGUUGCCAGACACUUUUAAUGAGACCAAAUUUAUCACCUUCAGCAUGUUGAUGUUUUGUAGUGUUUGGGUGUCUUUUGUUCCAACCUACCUGAGCACUAAAGGGAAAUACAUGGUGGCCGUGGAGAUCUUCUCUAUCUUGGCCUCCAGUGCUGGCUUACUGGGAUGUAUCUUUUGCCCCAAGUGCUACAUUAUUGUUCUGAAGUCUGAGCUGAACAAAAGGGAACAGUUAAUACGGAGAAAGUAUUAA
This is a messenger RNA of Eublepharis macularius, 1320 nucleotides long. Its product is annotated as vomeronasal type-2 receptor 26-like. The record is from RefSeq and is a predicted model, not a curated record. Lineage: Eukaryota; Metazoa; Chordata; Lepidosauria; Squamata; Eublepharidae. Bases 1 to 1320 code for a protein of 439 amino acids. Gene Ontology annotation, biological process: G protein-coupled receptor signaling pathway. The transcript is spliced from 3 exons. Gene Ontology annotation, cellular component: membrane. Gene Ontology annotation, molecular function: G protein-coupled receptor activity.